GUGUUCUCCCUCUUGCAACAGUCGAGCACACUCUCGAGACACUCAGACAUUGAGCAAACUGUUCAGGCAGUACUUUUGAACAUCAUCAUGGAUCAUCGUAUGGAAAUCUUGGUCGGUGUAGAGGAGACAUGGCGCGAUCACAACAGUUCUACAAAGGAGUUAAGAAAAUCUGAACAUCCAUACAUGAAUGAAGACAAGAUCCAGACUCCAGAGGCAAAAAGAACUGGAUCUGCACCCUCAGUUCCUGAUCUCAUGCAAACAGGCGCUGGAGAGAAGAGUUCUGGCAGAGCUGCUGCAGUGUGUUUGGGUCUGCUGUGUAUUCUCCUUCUGAUUGGACUCAUAACUUUGGUUUUCCUAUACAUCAAAGGCAACUCUGAACGAGACCAGUUACAGACCAGCUACAACAACCUGACUAAAGAACGAGACCAGUUACAGACCAGCUACAACAACCUGAAUGAAGAACGAAACCAGUUGCAGACCAGCUACAUCGACCUGAAUAAAGAACGAGACCAGUUACAGACCAGCUACAACUACCUGAAUACAAAACAUGAGCAGUUACAGACCAGCUACAACGACCUGAUUCAAGAACGAGACCAGUUGCAGACCAGCUACAACAACCUGAUUCAAGAACAAGACCAGUUGCAGGCCAGCUACAACAACCUGAUUCAAGAACGAGAUCAGUUGCGGACCAGCUACAACAACCUGAUUCAAGAACGAGACCAGCUGCGGACCAGCUACAACAACCUGAUUCAAGAACGAGACCUGCUCCGAAAGAGAUUUGAUGACUUGGUCAGAGAGAAAAAUGAUCUGCAGAGAACCUUUCAAGAAUUGGGAUGGGUGUAUUUCAGCGGUAGCUUCUAUUACAUUUCUUCUCUGGAGAAGUCCUGGCAACAAAGUAGAGAGGACUGUUGGCGGAGAGGUGCAGACCUGGCAAUUAUCAACAGCAAAUCUGAACAGGAAUACAUAAGACGUUUCCAGAGGCGCUUUUGGUUUGGACUGACUGACAGUGGCAUAGAGGGGAUAUGGAAAUGGGUGGAUGGGACUCCGCUGACUGCAAGUUACUGGGCUCCUAAUGAACCAAACAGUUAUAGAGGAACAGAUGAAGACUGUGCUGAAACAUUGUUCUAUACAUGGGAAAACAGCUGGAAUGAUGAACCAUGUCAUCGUGCACGAUCCUGGAUCUGUGAAAAAAGAUCAGCUUGACAACUCUGCAGUGAUAUAAAAGACGGGGAGGGGGAGAUACUCUAUGUCGCAUUUCCACUUUUAGCGCAAAUUCCCAAGACAGAACUAACAUAAUGCUCAGCAAGCUACAUAUCUGUAAGUGUAACACACACAGACAUGCACACAACUGCAUGAUUUAUAUCUGACCCAAUGUUACCCAAUGCACAAGAUUAAGAAUAAGCUGAAACUAGGGGAAGUAAAUUAUAUAGUACAUACAGAAAUAAAUAAAUAAAUAAAUAAAUAAAUAAAUAAAUAAAUAAAUAAAUAAAUAAAUAAAUACAGAAAUAAAUAAAUACAGAAAUCAAACAUUAAAUGAACAGAAAGAAAAUUAGUAAUGUUAGACUAGAUUGGGCAACCAAGGAGGCUAGCGUAGAGUCAUGCAUAAAAAGAGGAAAAUCUUCUGAUAGUGUCUUUGUUAAAAAAAACUAAAAUAAACAGAAGGACAUUAUGAUCAUUAUAAUUAAAGGAAGUUGUCUGGCAGUUCUAUUUAAAUAAUACUUUGAGUUAAAGAAUAAAUAAAAAGAACAAAAGAAAAAAACAAAUCAAACUCCAAACAAAGGCUGGCCUCAGCUGCUCUCUCAGUGCAGGAAGAAAAGUCCACAUGAGGUUCACUCCCCUUUUUAUUAACUUUGCCUGGGUCCUAGAGUUAGACUCUCUAUUACUCUCCCUUCCAUAUCAGGCUUAUGUUGCAUGGCAAGAAAGUAGUCUAGUAGUAAUAUUGUGUACUAUUGAAACUUGAUUGUAAGGGCACAGUGAUAUAUUAAUAUAUUGGCUAUAAGACAUAUAGCAUGUGUCCAGAGCAGUGUUGGUCAAGUUACUUGGAAAUGCUAAUUAGUUACUGAUUACUGAUUAUUUCUCCAAGAAAGUAAUCCAGUUACUUUACUGACUACUUAUUUUCAAAAGUAAUUUGAUACUUUAAUUAUUACUUUACUUAGUUAAUUUUCACAAACAUGAUGCACAACCUGAAUAUGCUAUAAAGCAACUAAUUCUAUUUUUUCUGCAUAUUUCAUCAUAUAAAAUUGAAUCAAAUGACAGUAUGUUUUUCAAAACUUGUUUUAUUGGUUUCAAUCUUUUAACACUAUGCACAUUGUGUCAAGCAAAAAUAAAAUUAAAUGCAAGUCUCUGACUCUGUUAAAUUAUAUAUCUGCAUUGUUUUCUUUCGGAGUAAAACAGUGGUUAUAUUGCAUCAGCAAAAGCUUCUCAAACCCACUAUCAGACAGUCUAUUCCUUUUCGGGGGAAAAAACAAUCCACCUAAACUGACCAGCCGUUCCACUGGUGCACUGGACAGAGUUGGAGUGUUGUAUUUCAUGUACGUCUUUUUGAGGUUUGGGAACUGAUUCAGAACUCAAGAUCAUACCCUGACCUUAAAUAGUCAGUUAUGUCUUUUUCUGCUGAGAAGGUUUCUCUGGGCUGGUUCUCAAAAUCAAAAAGUUCAUUUGCGCUGGGCUGGAUGGCAGUUGGGACACAUUCCAGCAAGCAUUUAUUGGUUGAAAAGACGUUUAACCUUUGGAUGCACGAGUGACUGAACCUACACUCUUCCAUAAGUGUGUCAAAAAUGUUAGAAUCAAUGUGUUCUAAUACAACUUUUGUCAUUUUGAAUAUGAAUAAUCAUUUGCAUUAUAUUUUGUAUUAUAUUUUGGUCCACAUAAGAAUGAUUUCAUGAAUGUACUUUUCAUUUUAAAGAUUUUUAAAACAUUUUUAAAAUUGGAAA
This is a messenger RNA of Larimichthys crocea (large yellow croaker), 2933 nucleotides long. RefSeq names its product CD209 antigen-like. Lineage: Eukaryota; Metazoa; Chordata; Actinopteri; Sciaenidae. Bases 88 to 1203 code for a protein of 371 amino acids. The record is from RefSeq and is a predicted model, not a curated record. The transcript is spliced from 7 exons.